This is a messenger RNA of Xyrauchen texanus (razorback sucker), 801 nucleotides long. Its product is annotated as endothelial differentiation-related factor 1 homolog. The coding region runs from base 114 to 557 and encodes 147 amino acids. Gene Ontology annotation, cellular component: nucleus. Gene Ontology annotation, molecular function: DNA binding. Lineage: Eukaryota; Metazoa; Chordata; Actinopteri; Cypriniformes; Catostomidae. The transcript has 5 exons. The record is from RefSeq and is a predicted model, not a curated record.
UUCCGUACAUCCGGUUUAGUUCAUUGCAUUAAGAGCUGGGGCGAGCUCGACAAGUUAAGUGUAACACCCUGUCGUUUUAAAAGCAAAUACCUUUACAAAUCAUUUUCGAAAGCAUGGCAGAGAGUGACUGGGAUACAGUGACUGUUUUGAGGAAGAAAGGGUCCGCUGCGCAGUCAAAGUCUAAACAGGCUAUAACAGCUGCCCAGAGGAAGGGCGAGGAUGUUGAAACAUCUAAGAAAUGGGCUGCUGGGCAGAAUAAACAGCAUGUUAUAACCAAGAAUACAGCAAAGCUGGAUAGAGAGACAGAGGAGCUCAGCCACCAGAGAGUUCCGCUUGAAGUGGGUAAGGUUAUUCAGCAGGGCCGGCAAAAUAAGGGCCUCACCCAGAAAGAUCUGGCCACUAAAAUUAAUGAGAAGCCACAAAUCAUAGCUGAGUAUGAAUGUGGGAAGGCUAUCCCCAACAAUCAAGUCAUGGGGAAGAUUGAACGAGCCAUUGGCCUAAAGUUGCGUGGAAAGGAAAUUGGGCAGCCCCUUGAUGCUGGUCCUAAGAAGAAAUGAAUACAAAAUCCUCAAAAUCCACCAUCCACAGAAACUAGUUCUUGUCCCAAUAAUCGUUACAGUCAAUUUUAAUUAACUGCUGCAUUACUUUUAUAUUUUCUCAACUCAAUGGUGGACCAGGCAUCCUCAUCUUGCCACAUACAAAAGAGGCUUAUUAUCUUACGUUUUAUGUCAGAUGAAGAACUUCAUUCUUUUAUUUAGCUUUCUCACUGCUUUGAAAUAAAAAAAUAUUUAUAUCUCUGAA